GUAGACUUUCACCAUGACAAUCCCUGCUGGUGUUGAUAAAGACGACCUGCAGUAUGGGUACAUCCCGACUCUGUGGAUCUGUGCUCUUUUUGUCGCUCUGUAUUCACUCUCAACCAUAAUUCACCUUGGACAGGCUAUCCGCUUCAGAUUAUGGUGGCUACUUCCAACCGUUGUACUCGCUGGAAUAGGCGAGAUCAUUGGAUGGGCAGGACGCCUGUGGUCGAGCAAGACAUUCCUUGGGAACGCACAGGAUCCGUUCUUAAUGCAAAUAUGCGCGACCAUCAUUUCUCCGACGCCACUUCUAGCAGCGAACUUUGUCAUACUCGGAAUACUUAUCGGCUAUCUGGGAGCGCAGUACAGUCGUUUGACUCCGAAGUGGUAUACUAUCAUUUUUUGCUCGGCUGACGUUGUCGCACUUGUUAUACAAGCAGUCGGAGGAGCAACUGCAUCAUCAGCGGCGGACGGAAGUGGAGACGCCACAACAGGCGGUAACAUCAUGCUUGGAGGAAUUGUCUUCCAGUUGAUCGCAAUCACAAUCUACAUUAUCCUCGGUAUUGAAUUCUUCUAUCGCUACCUUUCGGACAAGCCCAGGCGCCAAGAGGCUAUUGCAACACGUGGAUCUUUCGACCGCCGAAUUCAACUUAUGGUUAUCGGGCUUUCAUUCAGCACGUCGUGUUUAUUGAUUCGUGCUAUUUAUCGGACGAUUGAACUCGCGGAUGGAUGGAAUGGCCGGAUUAUCGAGACCGAAGUGUACUUCAAUGUAUUGGAUGGAGGCAUGAUCGUGCUUGCCAUCUACACUAUGAACUUCUUCCACCCUGGCUUCUUACUAGCACAUAUUAAUGACCGCAGGCCACCUGCUAAAGGCAGCCAAAGGAGUUCGGAGGACGAUUUGGCACAGACGGAGUAUGCAACUCGUGCUUGGGAGAAGCAGAAAAAUGGAAGCAAUGCUGUGUAG
Molecule: messenger RNA, 955 nt
Organism: Fomitiporia mediterranea MF3/22
Lineage: Eukaryota; Fungi; Basidiomycota; Agaricomycetes; Hymenochaetales; Hymenochaetaceae
Product: RTA1-domain-containing protein
Exons: 10
Coding region: 14-955 (313 amino acids)
Cellular component (GO): fungal-type vacuole; plasma membrane
Source: RefSeq, a predicted model, not a curated record